UCGAUUGCGGGAUCCAGAUGUUGUCCGUGACGACAAAAGCGACGAGCUCAGUCGCCCGAACAGUAGUUCCAUCGCGGCGACGUAGCCCGACGUAGUGAAAGUAAGCGGGCGCACGCGGAUACGGAUACAUCACGACGCGUCGGGACCGUCACGUCUUUUCUAACCUCUUGACGAACGAUGAGCUGUCAUCUAUCACUGUGCAGAGUCACCGCGACGUAACCCUCUUCACCCUCGCUUUACGUAACGUGAGCUGACCCCGUGGGAGAGUCCGUCCAGACGGAAAUGGCGAGUCCAGCGGAGCGGCUCAGAAUUUACUUUGUCACGUACAACGUGGCCACCAAGUUCCCAGAUCCCCAGCAGGAUCUCCACCAGCUUCUGGGCAUCUCGCUUUGUGGCGAGCCGAACCCAUGGCCAGAUUUGUACUUUGUUGGAUUACAGGAAGUCAAGUCGCAACCUCAGAACCUAGUGUUGGACUAUAUAUUAUUUGAGGAUCCAUGGACUAAAGCCUUCAGAGAUGUGCUGAAGAGGUACGAUUACGUAAAAAUACGCUCGCAGCGGCUACAGGGCCUCGUCUUAAAUGCGUUCUGUUUGAGGAAGCAUCUAACGAGCUUGAGACUGAUAGAGGUUCAGUACACUAAGACAGGUUUUGGUGGCAUGUGGGGAAACAAGGGUGCGGUGAGCGUGAGAAUGAAUGCCUACGGAGUCAGCAUAUGCGUAGUAAACACACAUUUAACCCCCCACGACCACCUGCUGGCCGACAGAAUCUCGGAUUACAAUACUAUCGUGACUGAUCACACUUUCACCGUUUCGGACACAUCGAAAAUCUUAUAUCACGACUACAUAUUUUGGAUCGGCGAUCUAAACUUCCGGCUGAACGGAGAAGACUUAACCGCCAGCGAUAUAGAGUCUCUGGUGAAGGAGAAGAAGCUGAGCGAGCUCCUCGAGAGGGAUCAAUUGAAGGCGGUGAUGACGGAGGGUCAAGCGUUCGCCGAGCUGAACGAAAACGGCAUCACGUUCCCGCCGACUUACAAGUACGAGUUCGAGUCCCAGGAAUUCGACUUGAAACGCAGGCCGUCUUGGACCGAUAGGAUCUUGUACAAAGUAAACGCGGUAGACAUCUACGACGACGUAGAGCUCAGCGCGAAGCAGCGUUCCUACAAGAGCCAUCCCAGUUACAGCGUUUCCGACCACAAACCUGUAACCGGGGAGUUUGACAUUACGGUCAGACCUAGUGUGAAGGACUACAUCGUGGAGUUCCAAGAGUGCACAGUGAAGGAAAGUUUCGUAUCCUACAAGCUGCCGCGGGAUUUCGCGCCGAACAACGGCGACUGGAUCGGCCUCUUCGCCAACGAUUUUUCCAGUCUGGACGAUUAUAUCGUUUACGAAUACGUCGGUCGUGGUAAAUCAACGUCAGUUCCUGGUGAACCGCACGCGACCAGCACGGACCAGAUAUUUUUCAAUGACACAGCGCUUCGUCCGUCGGAAAUGUAUUGCCUGGUCUACGUGGCUCAACGGGGAGACUUCACCGAGAUCCUGGGUGUCAGUCGGGGAUUCUCGGGCCCUCGCAGGUCGAUCGAACGACACGUUCCAUCUAUGUAAACUUGCGCCAGGGAAUCUGUUCGCUUCGAAACGUGGAACUACAUGAACACCAAUCGCUUUAUCGAGAAACUAAAUAUCAAACAGUUGCAAUUUUUUAAUCGCGGACGUACAUUUUUAUUUGGCUGUAUUGUUUCACGAGUGACCGCAAUUUUUUCCUGCAAAUUGUGAUAACAAUUUAAGAAAGGGAAUUGACACGCUUGAAGUCGUGAAUAGGAAACUUGAGUGAACUAGACCUUUAAUGGCCUUUAAUCAAAGUGUAGUUAAAAUUACUCUCUUUACACGCGUAGUAAAUUUGUAAAGCUAAAGCAUCGUGAGAAACGCGAUGCAGGCGUCGUACGUUUAAGCAUUACUUUUGGUACCUGGUUUUCGCACUCUCGUGUGUGUGAGUGCCGCUUGGAGUGCGUCACGGCGUAUUAAUCGUACGCUUUUAGAGCUUGCAGUAAAUGCACCGCCACAUUUUUUCACACGCGAGAUCUUGCUCGAUCCAUUAACGCCCCUUUGUUUUAAAGGUAUACAUGAUAUAGCUACUUAAUUUUUUUUUCACUUGGAGCGUUAAUGGGUUAAUGGGCAUGUACGAGUGCGCUCAUGUUGUUGUAUUCAGGACUAUUUAGUAUGAUAAUUUUUAGCGGAAAGUUUUGGGUUGUAGGCGACGGUAUGGCACCGCCCGUACCGUACAAACGUUUUAUUUUUAUAGCGACAUCGGAACAAAUUGAACGAACAAAUAUUGUAUAUUGUAGGAUUUAAAAGGGGACGCAAAUAAAGGACGUUAAUAUUUUU
Molecule: messenger RNA, 2376 nt
Organism: Ooceraea biroi (clonal raider ant)
Lineage: Eukaryota; Metazoa; Arthropoda; Insecta; Hymenoptera; Formicidae
Product: inositol polyphosphate 5-phosphatase K
Biological process (GO): phosphatidylinositol dephosphorylation
Cellular component (GO): ruffle; cytoplasm; plasma membrane
Molecular function (GO): phosphatidylinositol-4,5-bisphosphate 5-phosphatase activity
Source: RefSeq, a predicted model, not a curated record